Messenger RNA from Carassius auratus (goldfish), 5829 nucleotides. Its product is annotated as epidermal growth factor receptor-like. The coding region runs from base 211 to 3810 and encodes 1199 amino acids. Lineage: Eukaryota; Metazoa; Chordata; Actinopteri; Cypriniformes; Cyprinidae. Gene Ontology annotation, molecular function: ATP binding; epidermal growth factor binding; epidermal growth factor receptor activity. The transcript is spliced from 28 exons. The record is from RefSeq and is a predicted model, not a curated record. Gene Ontology annotation, biological process: positive regulation of kinase activity; negative regulation of apoptotic process; multicellular organism development. Gene Ontology annotation, cellular component: plasma membrane; signaling receptor complex; basal plasma membrane.
UCACGAGCCAGCACAGCUCCCUCCAGCAGAACGCGCUUCUAUCACUGCAAAGGUUCGCGAGCGCGGAGGAGGAGCUGUCAAAGUUUACAGCCAAGUCGGGCGAGUUUUCUCAAGAAGCCGAGAAGGCAAGAUCUCUGAACAUUUAGAAAACCUUGAAAGAAGAGCCCUUCUAACUAUGGAGUGAAGUCUGUGAGGUCUUAAACACAAGAAAUGGCAGGACCAACUGAGAUCGGAUUGUUUUUUACCUUACUGCUCUCAUGGAGCUUCUGUGCGACGCCGGAAAAGAAAGUGUGUCUGGGAGCGAACAACAAACUGGCUCUUCUGGGAACCGUGGAUGACCAUUAUCAGAUUCUGGUAAAAAUGUACAGCAACUGCACCGUGGUUCUGGAAAACCUGGAAAUCACAUAUAUUACAGAAAAGCAUGACUUGUCGUUUCUCAGGAGCAUCCAAGAAGUUGGCGGCUAUGUUCUCAUUGGGAUCAAUACAGCCCCCAGUAUCCCCCUUGAGAACCUGCGUAUCAUCCGCGGCCACUCUCUUUAUGAAGACAAAUAUGCUUUGGCUGUCCUCCUGAACUCCAACAGUAGCAUCGGACAAGGCGUGAACCAGUUACCACUGACUAGCUUAACUGAAAUCCUGAAGGGUGGAAUAAAAUUUGCCAGUAACGAUCAUUUAUGUAAUGUGGAGACCAUCCAGUGGAAUGAUAUUCUGAACAUGAAGAGUCAGCCUAACAUCAUAGAGCCAAAAAGCUUAGCAAGACAAUGUGAGAAGUGUGAUCCAAGCUGUUACAAUGGUUCCUGUUGGGGCCCUGGCCCCCAAAACUGCCAAAAAAUGACUAAGGUGAACUGUGCGGAGCAGUGUUCAGGGAGGUGUAAGGGAUCCAAACCCAUUGACUGCUGUAAUGAACAUUGUGCUUCUGGCUGCACUGGACCCAGACCAACCGACUGCUUGGCCUGUAAGGACUUCCAGGAUGAGGGGACAUGUAAGGACACAUGUCCACUGCUCAUGCUCUACGACCCCAACACCCACCAACUUGCUCCCAACCCUAAUGGGAAGUACAGCUUUGGGGCAACGUGCAUCAAGAUAUGCCCACACAACUAUGUGGUGACAGACCAUGGGGCAUGUGUAAGAACAUGCAGCCCUGGCACCUAUGAGGUGGAUGAGGGUGGAGUUCGGAAAUGUAAGAAGUGUGAUGGCCUUUGUCCAAAAGUUUGCAAUGGGCUGGAAAUGGGGCCUCUGGCCAAUGUCCUGUCAAUCAAUGCCAGCAACAUCGAUUCCUUUGAGAACUGCACAAAAAUCAGCGGAGAUGUUGCAAUUCUCACCACAACAUUUAAUGGUGACCCGCAUACUAAUACUCCAGGACUGGACCCGGCCAAACUCAAUGUAUUUAAAACUGUAAAAGAAAUCACCGGCUACCUGGUGAUUCAGCAGUGGCCAACAGACAUGCCAUCCCUCAGUGCCUUCGAAAACCUUGAGGUCAUCCGUGGACGUACAAAAAAGCAAACAUUCAGCUUUGCCGUUACCAAUACUGUAAUCACACAUUUAGGCCUGCGUUCUCUGAGGGAAAUCAGUGACGGUGAUGUGGUCAUCCGUCAGAAUGAGCAUCUCUGCUACACCAGCCCUGACCACUGGAGACGCCUCUUCAGAUCUGAACACCAGACUGUCAAAAUGUCAUCAAAUGCUAAUGCUAUCACCUGUGCGAAUCAGAACAGCACAUGUGAUGAGAUGUGCACAAAUGAUGGCUGCUGGGGUCCUGGUCCCACUAUGUGCUUCACUUGUAAGCAUUUCACCCGUAAAAAACACUGUGUGGCUUCCUGCAACCUGCUGGCAGGGGAGCCGCGUGAAUAUGAGGUCAAUAAAACGUGUGUCGAAUGCGACCCUGAAUGUCAGCUUAUGAAUGAAAACCUGACCUGCACUGGCCCUGGACCCGACAAAUGUACAUUUUGUGCAAACUACAAAGAUGGGCCGCACUGUGUACCACGCUGCCCGCAAGGCAUACCUGGAGAGAAAGACAUACUCAUUUGGAAAUACGCUGACAGCAUGCGAGUGUGCCAGCCCUGUCAUAAGAACUGCACCCAGGGGUGUACUGGGCCUGAUCUGAACGACUGCAAAGAUUUCAAAGUUUCAGGUUUGCCCAUGAUUGCCGCUGGUGUGGUUGGAAGUCUGCUGGCUUUUGUUAUCCUGAGUCUAGGAGUUGCUGUUCUACUGCGCAGACAGCACAUCAAAAAGAAGAGAACCCUACGAAGACUCCUGCAAGAAAGAGAGCUAGUGGAGCCUCUGACCCCCAGCGGCGAAGCCCCCAACCAGGCCUUGCUGCGCAUCCUCAAAGAGACGGAGUUCAAGAAGAUCAAAGUGCUUGGGUCCGGAGCUUUCGGCACUGUGUAUAAGGGCUUGUGGGUUCCAGAGGGAGAGAAUGUGAAAAUCCCUGUUGCCAUUAAGGUCUUACGAGAAGCCACGUCUCCCAAAGCAAACACAGAGAUCUUGGAUGAGGCCUAUGUGAUGGCGAGCACUGAGCAUCCUCACGUGUGUCGUCUGCUCGGCAUCUGCUUGACCUCCACCGUCCAGCUUAUCACCCAGUUGAUGCCCUACGGCUGUUUGCUGGACUACGUCAGAGAAAAUAAGGAGAGCAUUGGCUCUCAACCCCUGCUCAACUGGUGUGUGCAGAUUGCUAAGGGAAUGAGUUACUUAGAAGAGCGCCAUCUUGUGCACAGAGACUUGGCUGCUCGUAAUGUGCUGGUGAAGAACCCUCAACAUGUAAAGAUCACUGAUUUUGGCCUGGCCAAGCUGUUGAAUGCUGAUGAGAAGGAAUAUCACGCAGAGGGUGGAAAGGUGCCAAUAAAAUGGAUGGCACUGGAAUCCAUCCUGCAAAGGACAUACACCCACCAGAGUGAUGUCUGGAGUUAUGGUGUGACAGUCUGGGAACUGAUGACAUUUGGAACAAAGCCCUAUGAUGGAAUUCCUGCAAGUGAAAUUGCCGAAGUUCUAGAGAAAGGAGAGAGGCUUCCACAGCCUCCUAUCUGCACCAUUGAUGUGUACAUGAUAAUGGUUAAAUGUUGGAUGAUUGAUGCAGAGAGCAGGCCUCGCUUCAGGGAGCUCAUCGCUGAGUUUGCUAAAAUGGCACGUGACCCAUCCCGCUAUCUCGUCAUUCAGGGUGAUGAUCGGAUGCAUUUACCCAGUCCUUCUGACUCCAAGUUCUACCGCAGUCUGAUGAGCGGAGAGCUGGAUGAAGCUGUGGAUGCAGAUGAGUAUUUAGUGCCCAAUCACAGCUUCUUCAGCAGCCCCAGCACCUCCCGCACGCAGCUGCUGCACUCUGUGAGUCUCAACAGUAGCAUUGGGAACUGUCAUAGCAGAAACGGAAAUGGUUUCCCAGGAAGGGAGAACAGCCUAGUUCUGCGUUACAUCCCAGACCCGACAGAACGCUUCCUCGAGGGAAACUUCCAGCCCACUCCAGAAUACAUCAACCAGAAGGAAUCACUGAUGUCCAGCAUGACCAACCCAAUAUACCAACACCCUGGACCCCCUCGCAAACUUCCGCAAAAUUCAUCUGCGCUGGACGAAACUGAGGAAGAAUACCUGAACUGCUUUAAGAGCCCCACUGCUGCUGCUGGCGCCCUACCGGAGUAUCUGAACACGUCCCACACGCAGAUUCUCUCCAGUCAACCGUUCAUCAGCGUUCAGGCCUUCAACCCCCAGAACAGCAUGGACAACCCAGACUACCAGCAGGACUUCUGCCCCCUGGAGCUCAAAACAUACACCAAUGGCCACUUGCCGGCUGCAGAAAAUCCAGAAUACAUGGGGCUGGAAGUGCACUAGCACAUUACAGAGAAAAGCAACUGUUAAAAUGAGCCACUUUACAGUUGGUAAAAGAUGGAAGGACAUCUAUUUAUAGCAAACAUUUUGCCAAGUUGUCUGACAGGUAUGCCUGCCGCCAAUGACAAUUGUGGCUCUCUCUAAAUGACUAUGAAUGACAACAGGAUAGUAAUCCCACGCCAAUGCCAGUAGAAAUAUGCUGGUGUGCUGAAAUGGCAUAUCAUGAAACAAGCUUGUCAACAUGCAUGUAAAGUUUUUUAAGAGAUGUGGUUGCAGUCAGGUUAAAGAAAUAGUUCACCCCAAAAUUAAAAUGUUGUCAUCAUUUACUCAUCCUCAUGUUGUUCCGAACCUGUAUACGUUUCUUUAUGUUGAACACAAAAUAAUAUAUUUUGAGGAUUUUGAAGAAUCAAACUGUUGUUGAAUACUAUGGAAAUAGUAUGGAAGUCAGUGGAGACCAUCAGCUGUUUGAUUAGCAGCAUUCUUCAAAAUAUCUUAUUUUAUGUUCAACAUAAGAAAGAAAAUAAUACAGGUUUGGAAUGACAUGAGUAUAUUUUUAGACGAGCUAUCCCUUUAAUAAUGUUUUAAAUUAGCAAAAGAUUACAAAAUUGCACUGUGCUCAAUAGUGUCUGUAACCAUAAAACUUAGUUUUAAAGGUACAGUUGCACCAAAAUGUAUUUGAACACUGAAGUCGCAUAUAAAAAUGUGAGAAUUCUAUUGCAUUACAAAAUAUUAAGCUAAGUGACAUCUCCCAACAAAAACAGUGUAGUUCAUCAUAUUAAUACAUGAACAUGUUCCACAGUUUGUCUUCAUUUUGAAAAUAACACUACAAACAGACUUCUAAUAUUUAUUUUUUUGAAAUUCGUAUUUUUAUUCAGCAGCAAGUAAACUGAUCAGACGUGACAGUUAGACUGUAGCAUAUUUCAAAAAAGUACAUUUCAAAUCAACAUCCGUUUGGAUUUUCAUUUAAAAAAAUCUAAAAAUAAUCUGUCCCACAAAAAAAAAUAUUAAGCAGCAAAAACUGUUCUCAACAUUAAUAAGAAAUAAUUAGAAUGUUUUUUGUUUUUUGUUUUUACCACAAAAUCAGAAUAUUAGUAUGAUUUCUGAAGGAUCAUGUGACUGAUGACUGGAGUGAUGGCUGAUAAAACCGUAAAUAAAUUACAUUUUAAAAUACAGUAAAAAAGAAAAUAGUUAUUUGAAAUUAUAACAAUAUUGUACACAAUUACUGUAUUUUUGAUCAAAUAAAUGUAGACUUGGUGAGCAUAAAAGAUUUCUUUUGAAAACAUUGAAAACAAAAAUUUUACAUACCCCAAACAUUUGAACAGUAGUGUAUGACAACUUCAUAUUUUGAAAAACGUAAUAAACUGGACUAAAAUGUCCCCUUUGUUUUUAUAUUAUAGGCUAAUGCAAAGCCAUUUAUAGACUUUAAUAGUGGCUCAAGCAACCAAAUUAUUUUUGGGUACACACUGUAAACUGAACUCAGAGGUUGUUUAAUUCCUCUCUGCUGUGAAUGAAAGUCAAAUUUGAGUUAAAUUCAAGAUUUAACUGCUAUGUUUUUGCUGGAAAUGUUGGCUGUUUUGGACAGGGCUGUGACAAUGAACUGUGUAUGGAUAGAUGCAGCUUCUUCCAAAGGCCAACAUAAGAUUGGUACUUGUACAGAACUGUAAUAUAUGGCUGGUAUUUGCAUUAUUGUAUCUAACAGAGUAUUUUAUCCAUUGUCAUAAAAACCACAUAUAGGGUCACUGAUAUAUUUCAUGUCUGUUUGUUUGUCCAUGUGUCUUCACCCUCCUGUACCUUUCUUGUAUUUUGUAAUGGUAACUCAAUGAAUCUGACACAUAUCUCACAUGCUUGAUCUCUAUGAUGACUGUUACAUAAAACUAAGUAAUGUGGUUGGAUAUCUUAAAUUCACUAUCCUUCUUGCUUUGAUCAUUCCUUUGAAAAUUUGCAUUUGCCCUCAGAAUAUGGUGACAAUGUCCCUUCUUGUCUUUUGUUAAGUAAAUUCAAUAAAGUCUUGUUUUUAUGAGA